AUGUCCUUGAUUUCUGUCUUUGACCCUUUCAACAACAACAUCGACCCGCCUCUGCGCCCUCUACACCUUGCCAUUAUGGCAACCUCAAGAGAUGCCCCUAACCCACUCCGGCCUUACUACAUUCCUCCAUCCAUCGGACCUCCGCCGGACCAACUCGCCAGCAGCAGUUCCGUAACCAGUCGCCCUUCAUACCCAUCUUCGUCAAAGAAAGCAAGCUUCGGCAGUACUGCGCGGGAUUACUUAUCAGAUAUUGACUAUGGCGAUUAUCUCUCGGAUUCAUCGCCCAGUCUUGCAGAGAUGGCCAAAAAAUUAAUGGACCAGGCCUUGUGGAGCUACACGACAGUCCUGCUCGCACAGCCAUUCGAAGUCGCAAAGACAAUACUGCAGGUCCACAUGGCGUCCUCGCAGGACCCAGCUACGACAGCUGUAGCGUCUGCGAACGAGGGUGAAAAAAGUCGGCCAAGCAGCUAUGCGAGCGGGAAGUUUCAGGAUUACCCUUCUGACGAAGACGACUCCGAUGCGGACUCACCCAGCUAUUUCACAUCCACUGCCCCGACCUCGAGUAGUCAUUCGAGGAGUCCGGAAAGGAGUAGACAACAGCUCCACAAUCGAUCACACUCUUCGACACCGACGCCCGGAAGCACAAAUUUGAGGACUUCUAACAAGCUGGAAUUGAAGAAAAACGACUCUUUGUUUGAGGUAUUAUCGCAGCUUUGGCAGAAAGAGAGCGUAUUUGGUGUCUGGAGAGGGACCAACGCAACUUUUGUUUACAACUUUCUGCUCAAGACUAUUGAAAGCUGGACACGGAGUAUGCUCUCCGCACUACUCAACGUACCUGACCCCGGACUCCAUGGAAGCUUCGGAUCAGGCAUCGGGGGACUGGACGUAGUAGAUAGUCCAAAUCCUUUCUUUAGUUUAGCUGUAGCCGUAGCCGCCGCAGGCGUUGCAGGCUUUGUCCUCGCACCCUUGGACCUUAUAAAGACACGCAUCAUCCUUACACCAUCUUCGGUCACGCCACGAAGAAUCGUUCAAUCUCUCAUGUCCCUCCCAUCACUCUCACUUCCGACCAGUAUCCUACCUAUCACACUCCUCCACAGCACGCUACCGACUCUGUUCUCUGCCAGCACACCGAUGUUCCUCCGCUCAAUGCUAAGCAUAGACCCCGUUCUGACACCAUCAGCAUACUCAAUUUCCACAUUCCUGUCUUCAUCUGCUGAGCUGUUUCUGCGCCUACCACUCGAGACUGUUCUCCGCCGCGGCCAAGUCCAAGUACUGAGGGACGGGGAACACGAACGGGAGCGCCUGCAUUACGUCGAAAUGCGCCGACAGAGAGAUGGCUCCGAGAAGUUCAAAACCCUCGUCGAGACUGGGCCUUACAAAGGUGUGUUGGGUACCAUGUGGUUUAUUGCUCGGGAAGAGGGUAUUACUGUUACAGGACCUAGAGGUGCGACCUCAUCGCAAGGGUACAACCGUGCGUUCGGUCGAAUGAAAAAGGGUCAAGGUGUGACGGGUCUGUGGCGAGGCUGGAGAGUAGGAUUCUGGGGUAUCGUGGGUGUAUGGGGUGCUGCAGCAUUCGGAAGUAACGCGGGUGGAGAAUUUUAA
Messenger RNA from Pseudovirgaria hyperparasitica, 1602 nucleotides. Its product is annotated as mitochondrial carrier. NCBI's taxonomy places the organism in Eukaryota, Fungi, Ascomycota, Dothideomycetes, Acrospermales, Acrospermaceae. Bases 1 to 1602 code for a protein of 533 amino acids. The record is from RefSeq and is a predicted model, not a curated record. The transcript is spliced from 3 exons.